Molecule: messenger RNA, 1833 nt
Organism: Musa acuminata subsp. malaccensis (wild Malaysian banana)
Lineage: Eukaryota; Viridiplantae; Streptophyta; Magnoliopsida; Zingiberales; Musaceae
Product: probable magnesium transporter NIPA6
Biological process (GO): magnesium ion transport
Cellular component (GO): membrane
Molecular function (GO): magnesium ion transmembrane transporter activity
Source: RefSeq, a predicted model, not a curated record
GGCGAUUUUGGCCCUGCGUCUUAUUCUCGUCUCUUCCGUUCUUGUUGUCUGCUGAUUGGAUCCAAAUCUUCCGUCUGACUGGUAAAACCCCAUCGAUCAAUUCCUCUUUCUUUCUCCAAUCCGUUUGAGGAACAUGUCAGCCGGAAACGAGGCGUGUAAAUAGAGAAAAAAAAGGCAAUCUUGGAGAUUUUGGUUUCCGGUAUAUAGAGCGAGAGGGUAGAUUUUGUGGUAAGAUGGGAUCCUCCACGGACAAUCUGAAGGGAUUCGUGCUGGCUCUGCUAUCCAGCGGAUUCAUCGGAGCCAGUUUCAUCAUCAAGAAGAAGGGCCUCAGAAGGGCGGCUGCUGCUUCUGGAGUCCGAGCAGGGGUUGGUGGAUACUCCUACCUCUUGGAGCCCCUCUGGUGGACUGGUAUGAUCACAAUGAUUGUUGGAGAGGUGGCCAAUUUUGUAGCUUAUGCAUUCGCCCCUGCAGUCCUUGUCACUCCAUUGGGUGCUCUAAGCAUAAUUGUUAGUGCUGUUCUAGCUCACUUUAUUUUACAAGAGAAAUUGCAUGCUCUUGGGAUUUUGGGCUGUGUUAUGUGCAUUGCUGGUUCAGUUGUAAUUGUCAUUCAUGCACCACAAGAGAGAGCAAUUACCUCGGUCCAAGAGAUAUGGAAUAUGGCAACUCAAACUGCAUUCUUACUGUACGUGGCUUCAGUUAUUGUCAUAGUCUUCGUUCUUGUUUUCCAUUUUGCUCCACUAUAUGGAAACUCAAAUGUCUUGAUCUUCACUGGCAUUUGCUCUUUGAUGGGCUCCCUCUCGGUAAUGAGUGUUAAAGCACUAGGGACAUCUUUGAAGUUGACUUUUGAGGGCACGAAUCAGUUAAUUUAUCCACAGACAUGGUAUUUUAUGCUGGUAGUGGUCACAUGUGUGAUAACGCAAAUGAAUUAUCUUAACAAGGCUCUUGAUACCUUCAAUACAGCCAUUGUGUCUCCAAUAUACUAUGUGAUGUUUACUACACUUACAAUUGUAGCAAGUGUUAUAAUGUUCAAGGAUUGGGACGGACAAGGUCUUGGAAGCAUCAUAUCUGAGAUUUGUGGCUUCGUUGUUGUUCUCUCAGGGACUAUUUUAUUGCACGUGACAAAAGAUUUUGAUAGGAAUGCCUCAAGAAGUCUAUAUGCUCCAUUAUCCCCAACCUUAACCACUCGACUUUGUUCUGGAAAUGGGGAAAUGCUGAAGCAUGUUGUGGAGGAUGCGGCAUAUCCAGAAGAUGCAUGCUUAAGAAGGCAGGGGCUCUACUAGCAAAUAAGGAGAUGAGUCUGUCCGAACAUUAUUUGGAAUGUCAAGAUCCCUCUGCUGAAAUCAUAAUAUAAAAUAUUUUUAACACAAAUCGACAUCCCACUGCAGAGUGUCCGACCUUGGUGCUAUCUGUGAGUGCCGUUUUGAGGCUUUUAAACACCUUUUGUGUUCAUUAAUGGUGCUAGAAGAAAUCAUGGAUCUGGAAUGCAGCUGCACUUUCUAAUGAGUUCUAAAAAACGGCCCAGAGCUUGCCAGAUUGAUGGUGAUCCUGCCCAGCCACCAUGCACAUGUUUGAUAUAAGUAUAGAUUCUUUCUGUGAAUACAGGGAUUUGUGUGAUGACUGUGAAAAUGUGAGUGCAAAAAUAAUCUGUCUGCAGAAUUUGUGAAGAACGAUGUAGCUCAUCACACAUGCUUAUGCAUUGUUAAAUUUGUACAAAAAUCAAGAAGUAAUUCUGUCUGCAAGUUAAGGUGAUACCCUAACUGAUUGUGACAAUUUCAGAUGGUCUCUUAGCUAUGAACUAUUAAAACAAUUGUAAUGGAAAUUUGUGUUGCAGUA